This is a messenger RNA of Nematocida homosporus, 816 nucleotides long. RefSeq lists its product as uncharacterized. The annotation marks the transcript as partial. NCBI's taxonomy places the organism in Eukaryota, Fungi, Microsporidia. The transcript has a single exon. The record is from RefSeq and is a predicted model, not a curated record.
ACAAUAUCAGAUUGGCCGAGUUUACUACCUAUAAGCCAGGUAUACUUGUAAUGGAACAUACAAUGCUCCCUCGCAUUCUUGGUCAGAAUCUCGCAGAGAUGAAUCCCGAGUCAUGUUUGUACAAGUUUGUCCGGGCUAUGAAGGAGUCCACCACCAUUAAAUGCGCAAAGUGCCAGCUAAGUCUUUAUCGACCAAAUGAAGGGAAUCAAAUAGGUGAUAAGUUGGGUGAAGAAGUAGAUAUUGAAAUGGGUGAAGAGGUAGCUAUUGAAAUGGGUGAAGAGGCAGCUAUUGAAAUGGGUGAAGAGGUAGCUAUUGAAAUGGGUGAAGAGGUAGCUAUUGAAAUGGGUGAAGGCAUAAGUGAAGGUGUGGUUACUGAAGCGGUUGAUAAGGAUAAGAAAGAUAAUAUGUGCGAUAAUAAUGAAGCGAAGGAAAUCGCAGACAAUCUAAAUAGUGCGCCACCUCCUCCUAUACUUGACGAAAAUCUGUACUUUGGUUUGCUUUGCUAUCUCUCAUGUGGUCAUAUGAUUUGUACCGGCUGUGCAAAAGUAGAUGGGAUGGAGGAGAGUAUAUGGCUACUAAAAUGUCCAACUUGCCAACAAGACAUUGACGCGAAAGAAACCGUCCGGCUUAUAUAUAAGCCCUUACCUAGCAUUGUUUUUAUCGAAGGCAGUACUAAAGUGCCCGUCACUGAUCUCUACCAGGCUAAAAUCACAGCAUGCCAUGAAAAGCCUCUCUACCUUUAUAUCUCUUGUCGAGAGGCCGAUUGGCUUUGUUGCCCACCCUUACAAGAAGUAGGCUAUGACACUCUCCAUCCAC